AUUUCCAGAGCAUGUGUACAUAAUGCAUGACGAAAGAGGGAGGUGACAGUAGGAUCUAAAAGGAUCAGGCUCGCUCAGUCAGAAACUCUUAUUGCAGCUGUGAUGAUGUUCUGCAGAACGACCUGGGCCAGGCUCGCACUUCUGACACGCAAAACAAUCUCAAAUGCAGCUGUCCCAAAACGACAGAUGUCCUCCGGGCUGCCUGUAUCAGGUACAAACAUCGCCUUUAUGGUACUUGGUGGAGGCUCACUGACGGCUGCUCUUUAUGCUUAUAAAACAAUAAACUCUGACAGUGCGAGGUAUAAUGACAAAAUCGCACAAUUUAAAGCCAAAACUAAAAGAGCAAAGGUUGCAGUUACAGCAGCAGAAGCAGUUGCAGAAACUGCAGCAGUUGAACUCACCACUGUUGAAGCUGCAGCAGAAGAACUGAUAUCUGGGGUGCUUGCUGCUGCAGGUUCUCCUGCAGAACAAUCGGCUGCUGCGGCAGUGGAGGUCGAGGUGGCAACACCUACUGUUGCAGAGGCGGGGACACCUGUUGCAGAGGAACCUGCUACACCUGUUGCUGAGGAUGUUGCUGCUGAUGCUGCCUCUCCAGUUGCCGUGACGAUGGGUGAAACAUCUUCUGAUGAGGAAGCUGGCUGAAUUUGCAUGAAACUAUAUGUUUAUGUGAAAUCAGCAUGAACCAUCCCCAACUAGUCUUUUGAAAACUGUCUUCAGCUGGAGACUUAGCACAGCUGUGCUCCUUUAAAUUGAAUAAUUAUGUGGUCUGUGUCCUCUAAGUAAAAAGUAGUGUCCUGUAUCUCACUGUGAAGGGAAUGAGAAGGAGAGAUUUAGAAAAUAAGAGUUGAAGAAUAGAAUAUUUCUAAAAAAAUAUAUUUUAUUUCUUUUAACUGUGUUAAACUGUUUUUAUAAAUGAUUUUUAACACUUAACUUUACUUCUUCAGCCCUAUGUUUGUGCAUCCUACAAAAAAUGUGCCUUUUGCAAUUUAUAUUAAAUGUAUACAUGUGCAGUAAAGCAUGUUCUCUCAUAUAAUUUUUUGGUAAUCUUUCAUUUGGAAAUAUACACACGUGCCGUUAUCUAAAUGUAUAGUUAUUUUGGAGCAUCUUCAAUCCAAAAUGGCUCCUGUAAUUCUGUAAAAAAGCUUUUAAGUUUCCUGUACAUGCUUUACAAACCGCUUUGGCCUUAUAAGCAUUAUUUUGUUGUAUCACAUAUUUUUCCUGUAUCACAAGAAACAUAAAGACAACUGUUGUUUAUUAUAACCUUUUGUAAUGAUAACUCAAUAACUUUUGUUUGUUUAAACGUGCUUGACCAAAUCUUAAAAUGUAAGCGGAUUAAAUAUGGGGAAGUGUUUAGAAUAAAGACUUAAAAUGUG
Molecule: messenger RNA, 1373 nt
Organism: Misgurnus anguillicaudatus (oriental weatherfish)
Lineage: Eukaryota; Metazoa; Chordata; Actinopteri; Cypriniformes; Cobitidae
Source: RefSeq, a predicted model, not a curated record